Messenger RNA from Rhopalosiphum padi (bird cherry-oat aphid), 1028 nucleotides. RefSeq lists its product as uncharacterized. The record is from RefSeq and is a predicted model, not a curated record. The coding region runs from base 80 to 592 and encodes 170 amino acids. The transcript is spliced from 3 exons. Lineage: Eukaryota; Metazoa; Arthropoda; Insecta; Hemiptera; Aphididae.
ACUAUAAUUCUAUAUAUUGGGAUUUAAUAGUGAAUAUAUAUUUUUGUGAAACUACUGACGCUGGUAAACUUAUUCCUUAAUGCUUUUAUUUAGUUGUAUUGAAAUUAUUUACAAAAUGUUAGCGGUAUACUUAUGCUUAAUUAGUGUUUUAACCCCAUUAGUAUCCUCGAAAAUUUCUCUACUAUCUUUUGGAGGAAAAACAUAUUUGAAUGGCCAGUAUAUAGUAGAAGCACCCGAUAAUGGCAAUAUAAAAGAUGGAAUUGUGAAUGGCUAUACUCAAAAAUUGAAAUUAAACAUUAUAAGAUCAUUGACGCUUCCUGAAAGAUUAAUUCUAGGAGAGCAAUUAAAAAAAUCGAAUGAUAUAUUAUCUCAACGGGAGGCGGAAAAUGUGAAAAGAUUAGAGGACCGUGAAAAUGAAUUGGAUAAAUUGUUCAAAGGAGAAGAAAAGCAACAAUUCAAAAAAUUAACAAACGAUGAAGUCCCACAAGAAGCUAUAAGCCAUGGGAAAUUUGAAGAAAUGCGGGGGCAAAAUAAAAUUACAGAGGCUAAAGGCGUUGAAGGUAACUCACGAAUGAUGCGGUACGCUGUGUAACAGAACGACGAAAGUGCCCAUAUUAUGAUAGUUAAUAGUAAAAUAACUAGGAUAAUAAUCAAUGAAUGAAGAUUCAUAUCUAAUAUUAAGUUAUAACUGUCAAUUUUUUAUGAAAUAUACAAUUUUAUCAGAAAAUAGAAUACCUAUUAUUGUCAUUUUUAUUAUUGGAAGUCGUGACAAGCUUUCCUCAUCAGGUUUUUUUAAUAUUUCAAAAUAAUAAACUAUUUGUAUAUUAUGUUCUAGUAUGUUUUAAAAUGCGUACAAUUUUUAAAAUACUUUCUCGCAUCUAAUGACAAAUAAUUGCAAUUUUAGUGUAUUAUAAUAUGUAUUAAUAUUGAAUUUGAAGUGAUAUUAUGUGCUCAAACAUUUAAAUUUGAAAUAAUUGUAAUAAUUAAAAUUAUAAAUGUUAAUAAAAUAAAAUAUAAUUAUUGUUAAA